Molecule: messenger RNA, 812 nt
Organism: Sinocyclocheilus grahami
Lineage: Eukaryota; Metazoa; Chordata; Actinopteri; Cypriniformes; Cyprinidae
Exons: 4
Coding region: 33-713 (226 amino acids)
Biological process (GO): adaptive immune response
Cellular component (GO): membrane
Molecular function (GO): signaling receptor activity
Source: RefSeq, a predicted model, not a curated record
CAGAGGCUAUAUAGUCACACAGAGCUGUGAAGAUGGCGUGUGUUGCGAGAUCCAGUUUUCUAUUGAUCAGUAUCUGUUUAAGAAGCACCACAUGGGCAGAUGCAAUGGUGCAAGUUACAACUUUAACCGGAGCUGUUGGUAAUAAGAUCAUCAUCCAGUGCGCUAUUGAUAAAACCCCUCAAGAUGGGGUGUACAUGUACAAACAAGAAGCAGCAAGUCAAAAUAAGCAGGAAGUCUUCUACUAUUACAAAGACAACACUUUUACCCUUAAAUCAACAAUGUACAAAUCCAAAGUCCAUGUAGAUGGAAAAAUUCCCAAAAUUUAUGCCACCUUGUCAAAUGUAAAUACCACAGACAUUGGACUUUACUGGUGUGAAUUUAAUUUGGAAGAUAAAAUUACAGUUAGCCCGGUCACAUGGUUAUGGAUAGUGGGAAAAAAAGACACCGAUAAAGAAGAUAAGAAAAAGUGCCCAGAAGAUCCUCAUGUGAAGAUCGUUCUCAUUGUGUGUGGUGUCAUGUUGCUACUGUGCAUCACUUGUUUCAUCUUUGUGAUUCUGAAGCUGAAGGGGUGUUGGGGGAACAAGAAAUACAGACCAUCAAAUCAACCCUCAGACUCAGUUUAUGAAGAGAUGAAACGGAGCAAUUUGGCCUGCCCGCCCAGUGUACGGACAUUCAUCAACCCUGACUAUCAAUCCACCAAGCUACUCCGCUAAAUACCUGUGAUAUAGAGUUUAAGUUGUAUAACUCUCUAUUUGGAUUGGCAAAGCUUUUAAAUGAUUUAUUGCUUUGUAUUUGAGUUUAUCAUUUUCAUU